UAUUCUGGGUAAUUAAUACUAUUUACAAUUAUAGCUUCUUAGCUUUUGUUAAUAAAGAUCUAAAUCCUGCGAUAAUAUUUCUUUUACAAGAGCUUCAAAGUUACCAUACGGUCUAUUUUUCUUUAUUCCGAGGGCCUACCACAAAACGCAAAAAUCGAAAUUCUGUUAUUUGCUUCUCUAUCACUCUUGCCCAUUUGAGGGAUAGAGAAGCAAAAUUUAGACUAUCAAGUUCCGCGGUAGGUCCACAGGACCAAAGGUGAAACCCACGCACCAUGUAAAUCCGGUACAUUACCGUACCGGUACAAAUGUUCUACUCGUGAGCAUUGUUGCCGCUAUAGUACUUAUAUCUUAUUUUAUUUGCAUUGUAUAAAAUAAACUCAGAUUCGAUAUUUAUUAUUAAUAUAUACGCUGUAUAUUAAAACGUCACACAAAACUUCAAAACCGCAACUAGUGGCAACAUUGACAACAAUGUCAAAUCCUGUCUUUUAUCUCUCUCUACGUCGAGAAGAACGCCAUCAACGCCAAGUGUGGCUAUAUUUUUCAUCAAGGCACAAGGCGGGCGGAUUCGUUCAACUUCUCCGAAAACUUUCAAAUUAAAUUACUGUUAUUGAAUAUAUACGCCUUAUAUAUUUAGUAACUAUAUUAUAGCCUUGGAAAGGAAACUUUUUAAUGAUAUGUUAUUAAUCAGGCGUUCGGGUUAUUUCAGUGAUUCUGAUAUCGAACUGGACUGAAACAAAAAUUGUGGAUUCUAAUUUUAUUCCAGGAAGAUGAGUAGCUCUGAGGACCACUCAUGGAUUGCAUGGUUUUGCAGUUUGCGAGGGAACGAGUUCUUUUGCGAGGUGGAAGAGGAGUACAUCAAAGACAAGUUCAACCUGAUGGGGCUCAACGAGCUGGUGCCGCAGUACAGGCUAGCGUUGGAGAUGAUACUGAACCAUGAGCUUGAAAAUGACCUGGGCGCAAAUGCGAACCAGUUGGCGUUUGUGGAGAAAGCUUCAGAGGUACUCUACGGGCUCAUACACGCGCGAUACAUAUUAACUAGCAGGGGCAUAGCGCAAAUGUUAGAAAAAUACGAAACCUUUGACUUUGGCUGCUGCCCGCGAGUCUUUUGCGAGAACCAAGCCACGUUGCCGCUUGGUUUAUCAGACGUCCGCGGCGAGGCCACGGUUAAGGUGUACUGCCCCAGAUGCAUGGACGUGUUUGCGCCAAGAUCGUCGCGGCAACAGUUCACGGACGGCGCGUACUUCGGUACCGGGUUCCCGCACAUGGUGUUCAUGAUGCACCCCGAGCUCCGGCCCAAGCGGUCCCCCGGCAAGUUUGUGCCGCGCUUAUACGGCUUCAAGCUCCACCCGCUAGCAUACCAGCUCCAACUGCAAUCGGCGACCAAGAUUGCGGGAGAAUGGAGGGACAUCAAACUGGCGUCGCUCGUGUUCCCAUCUGUCCGGCAGAGUUGGCCUCGGCCGUAGCCGGUCGCCCGCCGUCGUCGGUCGAUACUACUUCCCAAGGCGGUCGAGGCAGGCCGUACAAUCUGUCGAAGAAAAAAAUACGCCUCGCGCUGGCCGUCGUCGCUGCAACUCUGGCCGAAGUAGGACGACGAGUGAACCUCUAUAUCUGAUUUAAUCUGAUUUUCAAUAAAUUAUUCAUAUGCAUAGAAGGGGUAGAUUUGACGAAUGCACCAUACAGAACAAGGCUUAGCUCGCUUUUGUUUGUUUCGAGGAACGAGCAAGGCACGUCUUGGCAGAUCGUGCGGCAAUAGGGUAGAUGAAAUGUUUUUAUUACUGGUAUCAGUCGAUCAAGUUUCAUUUGAGGUCAAUUUAACUAGAAUUUUGUUACAAUUUGUUUUGUUAUCAUCAUCAUCGUCCCUAUUUCUGCUACCACCGUAUUCGCGCUAAGAACGCGCGCUGCACAUACUACGGAAUGUUCGCGAUCGUUUCAGAAAUGGCUCGCGAAAGGUGAUGCGGUGCAUUCGCUGGAUCUAGUUGCACUUUAUUACUAACUACUGAAAACCUCAAAUGGCGACUGAUUUAUUUUAAAUGUUUUACAACUUAUGAACAUAUUUUGCCUUAUAACUGCAUCAUUAAAAUAAUAGUAACACUUAAACAAAGACAUUCGAGUUAGUUUUGGAACAUUGCUCCCAACUAUUUUGAACUAUAAUUGGAAGGUAUAUUGGUAGGUGGUAUUCUAAAUUCGUCAGACUCAGGGCAGUUUUUGAAUUUGGAACCAAGUUUCUUUAAUAUCUAUAAGAAUUCUAAACUCGAAUUGAAUUUGUACAAGUUAGCGCGGCUUUACGGGGUUAAAUCUGUUAAUAGUUGAAUAAUAACCCUAUUCGAAUAUUGAUUGGUGAGCAUACUUUAUCUUGAUCGACAGUUCGCGUGCGGCCACCGACAGGGCCGUAGGAUGGUUCACAAAACGGACUUAUAGCUCUAGUAGGUAAAAGUUUUGUGGUUUUCGAGAUAAUCGACCUUUUCUUUAAUAGCCAGCAUCGUACUAAGAGUUACAUUAAUUAAAAUAUAUACCGGAUAUUCAGUAUAAUAUACUCUUUAUGAAAUUGUAUACCAAAUAAAACAUAAAAAAAAACUUAAAAUAUACUGUCGAAUUUGGUCAAAAUGUUUUCAGUAGUUAGUGUUGGUCGCUAUAGGUACUCAAAAUUUAAAAUGUUCUCAUUUUACUAUACCGCGUUCCUUUUUUGAAAUGGCGAUGUAUGUCAUGGGUCAGACAUCUGUACCCCUAGUGUAAAUAUUUUCGACAGCGAAACGUGACGUACGCGUUUGCGUUAAGUGUCAUUUUGUAUGAGAUUUUUGACUUUCCAAAACGUCCCGCUUGGCGCGCUGUUCAAAAACCCAUGCAAAAUGAGACUUAACGCAAACGCGUACGUCACGUUUCGCUAUCGACUAAAUUUACACUAGGGGUACAGUUAUUUUAUAGUAAUUUUCUACGAUUUAUUAAUAUCCUUUGCUGAUUAAAUAAUUAAAAAAUACAUUAUGGGUAAAUACCGUGGCUGUGAUUAUGCUUACCCUGUAUAAUAUUGUAAUUUGCUUCGUGAAAAUGUACCUAGAUUAUUUUAUAUAACAUAGAAUGCCUAGCUCUAAACACUCAUUGUUUGGUGUUUUCAUAGUAACUAAAUAGUGAAGUAAUUAAUUGUAGAAUAUUUAUUAUAUUUGAAGACCCAUAUUUUUGUGAAAAAUACAUAAGUUCGCUACACACCUACAGUCGAGUUCACUGUAAUGUUUACUAUAACGGGUUCCUUUUUUGAAAUGGCAAUGUAUCUCAUGGGUCAGACAUCAGUUAUUUUAUAGUAAUUUUCUACGAUUUAUUAAUGUCCUUUGCUGAUUAAAUAAUUAAAAAAUACAUUAUGGGUAAAUACCGUGGCUGUGAUUAUGCUUACUCAGUAUAAUAUUGUAAUUUGAUUCGUGAAAAUGUACCUAGCUAGAUUAUUAUAUAUAGCUCUAAACACUCAUUGUUUGGUGUUUUCAUAGUAACUAAAUAGUGAAGUAAUUAAUUGUAGAAUAUUUAUUACAUUUGUAGUCCCAUGUUUUUGUGAAAAAUACAUAAGUUCGCUACACACCUACAGUCGAGUUCAUAAAUAUGUAUAUUUUUUUCACCUCAAUUCAUUGCAAUAAUAUGAAAAAAUUUAUGAACUCUACUGUACAACCCUUUACGUGACUUAGCGUGACAGCGCUUUCACGUAUAACUGUCCUCGGAAGGCCCCCCAUAAAAAAAUUGCAAUUUUUAAUUUCAACCUUGUCUUAUAGUAAAUUGGGAAUAAUUUAGUGUGUUUGAAAAAGAAAUGCUAAUUAAUUUGGUUCGUGUAAGGCUCUAAUUAGAUUGCAAUGGAUAUGUACAGUGUAGUGUACAAUGGGCCUUCCAAGGCUACAGCGGAGCGGCGUGGGAUUGCGCCUCCAAUGUGAAGACCGCCUAGAAGUCAACAAUUUGUUUUGUUGUAAGUACUAUCCCCGAUAUUCAUAAACGUGGACUAAAGUUACGAUGCCGCUGAUCAUCGUUUGUCCCUUUCCAUCAUACCAAUACGUCGGAAAGGGACAAACGAUGAUCAGCGGCAUCGUAACUUUAGUACACGUUUAUGAAUAAGGGGGUAAAUGUUUCGUGAAGCACAAAAAUCAGCAAAAUAUUUUCCUCGACUCGUCUUGCUCUGGAUCCAGGAACAUUUUAUUUCCCAUACAAUACAGAUGUAUUAACCGUAAUAUAGUAUUAUUGUAUUAACCGUAGAGGAAAGGGGACAGCUACUUCUCCAUACAAACGUAGUCCUCAUUUUCUUCUCUGGAUAUUGAUUUUUAAAUAAUUUGAUGUAUAUUAAACAAAGCCACAAAGUAGCUAGCGACGGCGCGCGCCGGAGCAGAGGGCCUACCGCGAACCACGUUCGACGUGUUGCCUCUCUGUCGCACUUGUAAAUUCGUACGUAAGUGUGACAGGGUGGCAACACGUCGAACGUAGUUCGCGGUAAGCCCUCAGGAGUCCGCUCAGUACAAAGUGCCAUUUUCGCCGCACGCACACAGACGUUACAUUUACAGGCGUUCUCGGGGACUCUCGGGCAGAGCUUAGUCGGGCUGUGUGCGCGUUGCUCACUUGACGUCCCCGCCGCUACGUAGGUGUAGGUACCUACUGUCAUGUACGUCAAAAUGCAGUCUAAGGAAUGUAAACAUGAUAAGAUGUAUGUAUAAACGAAUCGAUGUAUGUAUGUCUGUAAACUUAUAUUGCCUACUUCUUUUUAAAAUUCGAAAUUAAUACAGAAGCAACCCUAGUGAGUCGGGUAAGUUUAGGUAUAUAUUUUCAAGAUUGGCGGGAACGGACCUUCUGUUUGUUUUUUAUUUUGUGCCAAAGCUAUGCCUGACUUUUAUCCAUUUUUUUAUUAUUGUAGAAAUUAGGGACAAAAACUAAUUUAUUACAAUUUUUUUAGCGAGCCCUUACUCGAAAAAAUUCAAACGUAUGGACAUAGCUGUGGGUAAUAUACAACCGAUUGUGUCAAUAUAUUUUCAAUAAUGUUAAUAUCCAGAGGGGAAAAUGAGGACUACGUUUGUAUGAAAAGGCGAUUUGGCGCCGGUCCUCUACUUUCGACUUAAUAAUCUCAUUAGUUAGUGUUUUGCGUGUAACACUUUGGGCUUGUGCAUCAAUCACGCGAGGUCACUUUUUGACCCCACCUUCCCCUUCGUGAUCCUCCUAUUUGGUGACCCCCCCUCCCCCAUAUAACCUCACGUGUAUUUAUUAUUUAUUUUUUCGUUCGACCUAAUUUUAAGAUAAAUAGUAUUGUAUAGAGUAAAUCUUGUUUAGACUCGCUAUUUUGAAGUGCCAAGUGAAGAUUUAUGUUUAACAAAACCCAGAAAACGUAUAUGGUAGAUAUUUUUUCUUAGUGUUGUUCACCAUAGAAAAAUAUACGAAAAAUAUAAUAUAUAAAUACACGUGAGGUUUAAUUAUACCCCCCCCCCCCCCCACAUGAUCUCUCGUGGUCUUUUCGUGACCCCCCUCCCCCGCCUAUCGAACCUCGUGUGACUUGUGCACAAGCCCUUUCAUUGUUUACUAUGUAUAAUGAACAGUCGCCAUCAGAUAUAUCGAAGCGUUAGAGUCCGUGUUCAGAUAUUUUUGACCACCUCAGUCGCUCCGAUAUAUCGGAUGGCGACUGAACAUCACCGUACGUAAUAUUAAUAAAUCAAGUACAAGAUCUAUUUUUAUUUUCUUAAAAAUAUGAGAAUUGCACAAGUUCUAGUGAAUAAAAAAAUUGAAAUUAAUGGCCAAAACACUUAGUGAGAGGAAUAAUCAGGGUCAAAGAUAUUUAUCUAUCGUAUUAAUGAGUCAAAUGAGAAGUCUGCACCAGUUCUUUAUUUUUAUGCAACGUGAAAUGUAACAACAUUAUUUUUAUGCAAAGUGUAAUGUAACAACAAUAUUAUUAUGCAACGUGUAAUGUAACAACAUUAUUUUUAUGCAAAGUGUAAUGUAAUAACAAUAUUUUUAUGCAACGUGUAAUGUAGCAACAAUAUUUUUGUGCAACGUGUAAAUGUAGCAACAAUUUUUUUAGGAGGCCAUUUGUGUUACACGUUACACGUUGUAAUACAUUAGAUCUUUAAGGUCAAUACGGGUACAUGAUACACAUUGAUUGCGCGAGUUCGAGUUUAUACAUUUGCCACAAAACGCAACAAGCAACUGGGGCCCAUUUCUCGAACGGCAUUAGUCUAAUAUUAUUAGUCUAUCUAAUCGUAUGGGUAACCAUGGCAACACUAAUAUUAUUAGUCUAAUACCGUUCGAGAAAUGGGCCCCUGUAUAAACUCGCAAUAAACACCAAUCCAAUAGAAUCUGACCCCAAUUUGAAGGCUAACCACACUAAUCCCGUAGUCGCACUUAUCCGUAAAAAAACCCGUAUUUACCUUACCGAUAUUUUUCCAGCUAACUACUAACUCCAGAGUUAUUUUUGGUGGAUCUCAUGUAGCUCGUAGAUGAAACCUAAACAAAUACGGCCUGAAUCGGCCCCGAAUAGUUUGGUCCGGCAUUUUAUGAUAUCCACGUGAUACUCAUUAUGUCGUACAACGUAUUUAAAAUUGCAGUGAUCUCUAAAUUUUAGGAUAUAAUUAUAUACUUAAGUUAAGUAUAGUUAAGCACUUUAAUUAAUUAUAGAAAAAAAAAAUUAUGUAGUAGAUUAAUUUAUAGUAUACCUAUCUACAGGAAGACCUCGUUAAACCGGCUAUUCACGCAUUACCUUCUGUUAUAUUUUAAGCUAAAGAAAAACCCGCCGAGCGAGUGGCCACUCAGGCCUUACACUUAAGGCUUAUUUACACGGUGCGAGAAUUCGCAUGCGAGUUUCAUUACAUUGCGGUAUUUGAUCGGUCGCCGAAUUAGUUGUAACCUCAAUAGUCCGCAAUGUAACUAAAACCGCAUGCGAGUUCGCGAGCCGUCUAAAUCGGCCCUUAGUCGGAGAGGAAAUUUCAAAUUUCGUGAAUAUAAAAGUAGUUUUCUUUCGGAUUACAGCGAUCACCGGAUUAGCGAGGUUCUUUUAUACAGUCGCCAAGAGAUAUAUCGGAGCGGCCGAUGUGCUCGAAAAUAUUACAACACGCACUUUUCAGAUAUUUGUGAGCGCCUUGGCCGCUCCAAUAGCGACUGUCUGUAGUUACAUUAUGUUAACCGAAGCGCCUAUAAUAUAAAUUUAAUGAUUGUUUAAUUGUUUGUGUUAAAAAUAGUUGAGUUUAAUACAUUUUAAUUUGAAAAGCA
Messenger RNA from Cydia pomonella (codling moth), 7206 nucleotides. Its product is annotated as casein kinase II subunit beta-like. Gene Ontology annotation, cellular component: protein kinase CK2 complex; cytoplasm. The coding region runs from base 768 to 1463 and encodes 231 amino acids. The record is from RefSeq and is a predicted model, not a curated record. The transcript is spliced from 8 exons. Lineage: Eukaryota; Metazoa; Arthropoda; Insecta; Lepidoptera; Tortricidae. Gene Ontology annotation, molecular function: protein kinase regulator activity.